Ochotona curzoniae (black-lipped pika) is the source of this 774-nucleotide messenger RNA. It is a transcript of the gene BPIFA2, whose product is annotated as BPI fold containing family A member 2. The coding region runs from base 1 to 774 and encodes 257 amino acids. Gene Ontology annotation, molecular function: lipid binding. NCBI's taxonomy places the organism in Eukaryota, Metazoa, Chordata, Mammalia, Lagomorpha, Ochotonidae. The record is from RefSeq and is a predicted model, not a curated record. The transcript has 8 exons.
AUGGCUCCACUCUGGACACUGGUUCUCGUGUACAGCCUGCUCACAGGGACCUCGGGGGCUCUUCUGGACAGCGUUGUUCAGCAAGCCUCAGCAGCUGGCAGUGUGGAUAAGCUACUUCAAGGUGGCAUCCAGAAGCUAAAUGACAACCUGGCACUUCAGGAUUCUGGGGUUUCACAGCUGGUCCAGCAGGUGUCUGGGCUUGGCAGUUCUGUUUCGGGGCUCCUUUCCCUGCAGAAGGCUUUGGGGUUGAAAAUCAGCAACCCACUCAUCGUGAGCAUCAAACCUGAAGUGACUAUGGAUGGACUUAAUCUGAGGAUCCCUGUCACGACCGACGUCUCGCUGACCCUGCCUUUCGUAGGCCAGGUCGUCGAUGUCAAGGCCUCCCUGGACCUCCUGUCUGCAGUCAAACUGGGGACGGAUGCUGAGACCGGCCUGCCCACGGUGGUCGUUGGAAGCUGCAGCAAGGACGUAGCCAGCGUGUCACUCACCUUACUGAAAAACUCUCCAGUGCUUAGCCGGGUACUGAACACUGUGACCACUGCCGUGUCCAAUGUCGUGUCCCAGUUGGUGGAGGACGCGGUGUGCCCGCUACUCAACAAUCUUCUCCAAAGCUUGGACGCAGGGCUCCUGCAGAACCUCAUAGACAGUGCGUAUGGGCCAGGGGAAGGGCGCCUGGCUGGACGGGUGCAAAGCAGCCGCAGCAAGUGGUACAGAACAUCCCCCUGUGAGGAAGCCUGCCAUGACGCCCGCCUGCAGACUGAGCUGAACGGCUAG